Messenger RNA from Colletotrichum fioriniae, 543 nucleotides. RefSeq lists its product as uncharacterized. Gene Ontology annotation, biological process: fatty acid metabolic process. The record is from RefSeq and is a predicted model, not a curated record. Lineage: Eukaryota; Fungi; Ascomycota; Sordariomycetes; Glomerellales; Glomerellaceae. Gene Ontology annotation, molecular function: medium-chain fatty acid-CoA ligase activity.
AUGGAGCUGUUCGUCCGCAAAAUUGACGAGAAUGCCAAAUGGCAACCUCAUAAUGCACUUAUACGAUUCGCUGGUGGGCCUGACUGGGAGACAGAGGGUUACCGUUCUUUGACUUGGCAACAAUACGCCGAUGGCAUCAAUAAGACUGCACACUGGCUUGACAAGACCUUCGGAAAGUCUGUGGACAACGAUACUGUGGCGUAUUCUGGCCCCAGCGACAUCCGAUAUGCGUUCCUAUUCGCAGCAUCGGUCAAGACAGGUCGCAAGUUUCUUGUUCCAGAUGGUCGUUUCAUGAAGGAUGGACUUGAUGCACUGCUAGAGUCAUCAAACUGCAAGAUUUGGCUGUAUUCCGAGGGAGGUGCAUUCAGCCCCGAGCCUGAGCUUGCAGCAUCGGGUAUCCAUGUUGAGCAGUUCCAAAGUCUCGAUUGGUGUCUUUCUGCCCAAGGAACCGAGCCCUACGCCUAUGAGAAGACUUAUGAGCAGGCGAAGGACGAUGAGAUUCUCAUCAUCCACACUGGAGGCACCACAGGUAUGGAAACGUAG